Talaromyces stipitatus ATCC 10500 is the source of this 1724-nucleotide messenger RNA. RefSeq lists its product as uncharacterized. The record is from RefSeq and is a predicted model, not a curated record. Lineage: Eukaryota; Fungi; Ascomycota; Eurotiomycetes; Eurotiales; Trichocomaceae. The transcript is spliced from 5 exons. The coding region runs from base 128 to 1459 and encodes 443 amino acids.
AUAGGGAUAGUCGUUCAUUAUACAUACAUAUCCUCCUGAUAUUUAUACUCCUUGACCCUAGUCGGCCCUUUCACAUUACUUCAGCGGCGAGCAAGGCUAGACUAUUUAUUAAUCUAUCAGCCCCGUCAUGAAUGGUUACAAGACACGACCUUCACACGAACAGCAUUAUAACCAUACAAGCGAAUCCACCUCAAUGGCGACUGUUUACGAGACCACACCAACUGCUGAGCUUCCAUAUCAUUCACCCGGGCCGUACAAUGUGCUACAGCCUUACAACUCAUAUUCCUCCCAUUUACCGCCGUAUUUUGAGCCUCAAGCUUCCAUGGGACUUCAAUCUCCUGACAUGCACACGGUCCCGUCUUUACGCCAUGACCACCAACAUCUGAGUCAACAUCACCAUCCUUACAGGCAAACUAACACAUACUCCGGAUAUCCUGUAGACGUGCAGUCGUCGCGCUUUGGUUCGGUACGGGGCGUACCGGAGAGUGAAAUCGAGUGCCAGGACUCGAUAAAUGAACAUACAAUGUUGUCAGAGCGUAUCAAUCCACCACUGGAGGGAUUUCCGCAGGUUGAGGACUUUGAUAAGCUCAUGGAGAAUUAUGUCAAUGAACUCUCGGUAAAGAAGCAGGAUAAGGCCCUGAUCAAUGCUAAAAGAGCCCAUCAAAUCCGCAUUGUCCUCACGGACCCGAAGGAUACGACUGUGGGAUCAGCCCAGUUUAGGUUUUGGGUGAAGAAGAUGUUCAAGCUUGAGCCAGCUGAUAGUCGUAUUCCCAUGAACAGGAAGUGGAUAUGUCAUGAAGGGAAACCAGUCGCCAUUCGAGAAAAGCUGUUCAAGAUAUUGACCCGAGCACAUCAACAGUGCCAACACGGAGGUCGCGAUAAGACGUCAGGCCAAGUGCGUCAAAUAUAUUCUUGGGUACCCAAAGAACUCAUAUCCCGCUUUGUCAAAUUGUGCCCAACUUGUCAAGUGCGUCGUGGAGGAUCACACCUUUCACCUCCAGAUUCGAGGCGAAACUCACCCCCCUUGGAACUCAGUAGAGUCCAACCACCACAGUCACCGUUAGCAUACAUGCGACAACCCGUACCACCGAUGGCAUCGUAUGACGAAUACCGGCGGAACUCCUCGUCUUCCUCCUCUUACGGGUAUUCAGACAGCAGGAACCGGGAAUGGGGAACAUAUUCGUCCCCGGCCUCGCGUCAUAGUGAGAUGACAUGGUCAUCCCCCUCUUCUCAUCAUCAGCAUCAGCAUCAUAACAGUCGUCAGCAUGCUCACUCAGAGGUCGCCGAGGGAGGUAGCCCUAAUGGAAGGAAUAGCAUGAAACUUAUGAACAUGCAUCUUGAUACCACAUCAUCUCCACCUUCGAGGUCAGUGUCCGGAGAAAUCCAGCCUUCUCAGGCGCAGUAUCUUUCGGGAUACGUAACCACACACUCGAAUAGUCGCUAUCGACCUAGCUAUUGACGGCUUGCUUGUGUAAAAUCCCUGUACACAUGUGUGUUUUUUCUAUAUCAGAAGAAUGUGCUACUGAAGACUGUUUUCUUUUGGGGGUUCAUUGUUGUGUUCUACUGGAAUUGGAAGGGGUUAGGGUUAUGAUCUAAGAUAUUUAUUGUUACCGUAUGAUAACAUUCUUGUGCCCUGGAAAAAAGUAUUGUAUUUGAUCAAGGAACGAGGCGGAUUGUUAAAGAUCAAAGAAUUGAGUUGGAGCUUGCUGCUGCUAUGUGAUCAG